Emiliania huxleyi CCMP1516 is the source of this 690-nucleotide messenger RNA. RefSeq lists its product as hypothetical. The transcript has a single exon. Gene Ontology annotation, biological process: methylation. Bases 1 to 690 code for a protein of 229 amino acids. Lineage: Eukaryota; Haptophyta; Isochrysidales; Noelaerhabdaceae. The record is from RefSeq and is a predicted model, not a curated record. Gene Ontology annotation, molecular function: S-adenosylmethionine-dependent methyltransferase activity.
AUGCGCGCCAUCGUCGCGUCCGUGCGCGAGGCCGAGCCCGAGGCGCCGGUGGUCGUGCACUACGAGGACCAGGCGCUCAACGACUGGCAGAGCGUGUUUCAGCUGACGAGCGGCGCGCUGCCGAGCCCGUCGGUGCCCACCUACAUGGACGGCUCCAUCGGCAACGUCUACGUCCUCGCCAGCGGCGCCUCCUUCUACGAGCGCUGCUUUGCGCCCAGCUCGAUCGACCUCGCGUUUUGCGCGACGGCGAUGCACUGGCUGACCGACGUCCCGUGCGGCGUGCCGGACGCGCUGCACUCGGCCUGCUCCGCCGACGCGGCGGCGCGCGAGGCCUUCGCCGCGCAGGCCGCCGCCGACUGGGAGGCCAUCCUGCUGCAGCGCGCCGCCGAGAUCAAGCCGGGCGGCCAGCUCGUGGUCGCCAACUUUGCGACCGACGGGGAGGGGCAGUACCUGGGCACGUCGAGGCGGGUGGCGCAGGCGAUGCACCCGACCUUCUCCGAGCUGUGGCUCGAGGUGGCCGGCGAGGAGGUGCACCGCGCCACCAACUUCCCCAACGAGUACCGCUCGCUCGAGGCGUGCACCGCCCCGUUUGCGGCCGGCUCCGCGGUGACGGCGGCGGGGCUGCGGCUCGAGUCGGCCGAGUGCGACCUGGUCGAGUGCCCGUUCCUUGCUGCCGCGGGCGAAGUUUGA